UGCGAUUGGUCAAUUCCGAUAGAAAAAUUUAAGUUAAUGGGCGAUUAAGUUAAUCAGCGUUGGUGCAAGUGGCCCUAAAGGCUUUAUAGGGGAAAAAGGCCUCUAUUGUUGUGAUUGAGUUCCAAAACUCAUUGUGAAAAAUGAUUUUAAUUUUCCUUGUAGAUCAGAUGACGGAUGACGGAUAGAUUUUGAGACACGUGAGAUAAUUUUUAGAUAAAUGAAUAUGCUCGAUUAUUAAUUAGGAGGCAAUUUUUACAUGGCAACAUUAAAAUUCAGCAUGGCAGAAGUGGCAGCAAGUUUAAAAACCGUCUACGACAAGAUAUCAUGUGCUGCUGCAAAGAGAGCACCGGAAUAUCGAUAUUAUGAACCGCGACUGGUAGCUGUUAGCAAAUUGCAAUCCACAGGAUCGAUUUUAGCCGCAUACGAGGCUGGUCAAAGACAUUUCGGAGAAAAUUAUGUGAACGAGUUAUUGGAGAAGGCAGACAGCCCACUGAUUCUUGAAAAAUGCAAAGAAAUUCGAUGGCAUUUUAUAGGCAAUUUACAAAGGAAUAAGGUCAACAAAGUUUUAAGUAUACCGCAUUUAUAUGUCAUAGAAACUGUCAAUAGUGAGAAACUUGCAAAUACACUUAAUAAUUCAUGGCCAAAAUUUCGAAAGAGUGAUGACAGUAAAUUAAAUGUCAUGGUGCAAGUUAAUACAAGUGAAGAAAAGGAAAAAAAUGGUUGUGAUAUUACACAAGUAUCAAACCUUGUAAAAUAUGUUGUACAGAAUUGUCCUAAUUUGAAUUUUAUGGGCCUGAUGACAAUAGGAAUGUUUGGAUAUGAUAUCACGAAUGGACCAAAUCCUGAUUUUAUUUGUUUAAUAAAUUGUAGAGAGAAGGUACAUAACGAAUUGGGAAUUGAUAUAAAAGAUAUUGAAUUAUCAAUGGGAAUGUCUAAUGAUUAUGAACAUGCGAUUGAACUUGGCAGUACAAACGUAAGAGUAGGAAGUGCCAUUUUUGGCAAUAGGCCACAAAAGAAUAAUUGAAAAAAUAUAAUUGAUAUAUUAAAUCAAUAAUUUUAUCUUAAUGGAAAAAGAUAUAUCGGGGAAUAGGAAUACAUUUGUUUAUCUUGACACAUCUCCUAAUCAGAUAUGUACGUAUAAUGAAUAUUCUUUCUGUAGAAAAUACAGUUAAUUUUCUCUAUUCUAAGAGCUUUUCUCAAUUCUUUUCUUUUGAUAUGUAAAAUAAAAAUGUUAUGUAUAUUAUCUUUCAUUAAAUUUGUCACUUUAAUCUGAUCAGAAUGUGGAUGGUAAAGGAGUUACACAAUUCUGAUUAAAAAAAAAAUUGGAAUAGAGAAAAUUGUAAGAGAUAUAUAAUAGAUAUACAUAUGUAUGAAAAAUAAAUGUACAAAAUGAUUUA
Messenger RNA from Solenopsis invicta (red fire ant), 1397 nucleotides. RefSeq names its product pyridoxal phosphate homeostasis protein. The record is from RefSeq and is a predicted model, not a curated record. Lineage: Eukaryota; Metazoa; Arthropoda; Insecta; Hymenoptera; Formicidae. Gene Ontology annotation, cellular component: intracellular anatomical structure. The transcript is spliced from 5 exons. Bases 257 to 1024 code for a protein of 255 amino acids. Gene Ontology annotation, molecular function: pyridoxal phosphate binding.